Drosophila subobscura is the source of this 3833-nucleotide messenger RNA. It is a transcript of the gene mub, whose product is annotated as poly(rC)-binding protein 3. Gene Ontology annotation, molecular function: mRNA binding. NCBI's taxonomy places the organism in Eukaryota, Metazoa, Arthropoda, Insecta, Diptera, Drosophilidae. Gene Ontology annotation, biological process: regulation of gene expression; regulation of RNA metabolic process. The record is from RefSeq and is a predicted model, not a curated record. The transcript has 11 exons. The coding region runs from base 972 to 2276 and encodes 434 amino acids. Gene Ontology annotation, cellular component: nucleus; cytoplasm.
AAAAAACUUUUUGAAUUGAACGGUUGCUGCGCCUCCGGUUCGUUUCGUGUCCAGCGUGAAGGAAAGCAUAUUUGUAAAAUCUAAAGAGCCAAGUGAAAAGUGAGCAAGUUUCGUAAUAGCAAUUAAAAGUAAUAUCCGAGUAAGAAACGGCAAAUGCAAAUUUAAAGUGUGCGAACGAGCAGGAAAGCCAAAGCAAGCGAGAAAGAGUGUGCAAAGGAGAGGCGGCAAAUCACUCACACACACAAACACACUAGUUCACACAAAGAGUUCAAAGAGAGCCACAAACAAAACGAAAUUGUUACUAAAAAACGUAGCGUUCUCCAAGCAGCGGCAAAAAAACAACACAAAAGAAAACGUACGUGUCUGGGCAUUGAUUUUCCCCUCUCUAAAGAAUUUUCGUGGACGGAAUUCUAAAUGCGUGCAGCUAAGCGACAGUAUUUUUGCUCAACACUAAAAUAAAUAUAAAACAUAAAGCAUAAAGAUAUAGAAGAGGUAUACCCUGCACUCUUCACACUUCAGAGAUACAAAUACAGAAAUCUUAGCCGUGAUUAUUUGUUGCAUUUUUUGGACAAACGGAGGAAACGAGAUAGCGAGCUUAAGCCAGGAAACAACAAAAAAGAACAAGAACAAAAUAACAACAAAAUAAAAACAACAACCAAAACGUAGUACGACUAGCAAAAGACACCACCAAUCUAAUUUUGAAGUAAAGAUAAAGAUAAUACCACAAGAAAUUAGCCAAAACCUCUAUAUGUUUAGUGUAUAUAUUGAUCAUCAUAUAUGAACAGUAUAUAGCAUAUAGUUAUACAUAUAUUUACAACAACAAAGCAACAACAACAACACCAAGGCCGCCUCUUCUCUAGAAAAGACAAACAACUAACAGCUAAGAGACCGCUAAAAGAUCGGUGGUCCGAUAAUCACAUACAGAUAUUUGAACGCAAGAGGAGACACAGAAAGGCUUCAAGAUAGAUACCAUGGAGGACAAUAACACAAGCAGCAGUGCGGGCGGUACGUCCAUCAAGCACGAGGACCCAUCGGUGACACUCACAAUAAGGCUGAUUAUGCAAGGAAAGGAAGUUGGUAGUAUUAUUGGUAAAAAGGGUGAAAUUGUCAACAGAUUUCGUGAAGAGUCUGGUGCCAAAAUUAAUAUAUCGGAUGGGUCAUGCCCGGAACGUAUUGUGACUGUGUCUGGUACAACUAAUGCAAUCUUUUCGGCAUUUACGCUCAUCACGAAGAAAUUCGAAGAGUGGUGCUCGCAGUUCAAUGAUGCAGGCAAAAUUGGCAAAACUCAAAUACCCAUACGAUUGAUUGUGCCCGCCAGUCAAUGUGGAUCGUUAAUUGGCAAGAGUGGCUCAAAGAUCAAGGAAAUACGCCAGACCACGGGCUGCUCCAUACAGGUGGCCAGUGAAAUGCUGCCCAACUCCACAGAGCGAGCGGUUACCUUGAGCGGCAGUGCCGAGCAGAUCACCCAGUGCAUCUAUCAGAUAUGUCUUGUCAUGUUGGAGUCCCCGCCACGCGGUGCCACCAUACCGUAUCGACCAAAACCGCAAGUAACUGGCCCUGUUAUAUUGGCCAAUGGACAGGCCUUUACUAUUCAAGGCAACUAUGCAGUGCCCACACAAGAGACCUGUCCAGUAUUUCCACUUGCCCUGGCUACCGGCGGCCUACAUGCUGGUAUUUCAGGCUUAGCGGAUCCUUUAUUAAAGGGGGCACAUUUACAAGGAGCGGUACCAGCACACCACCAUCACCUACAGCAAAUGCCCGAUCAGGUGGCCAAGAACCCGUUGGCCAGUCUGGCUGCCCUGGGCCUGGCUGGCAUGAACCCAGCCAGCACUGGGGGCAUCAACCACACAGGUGAGUUGAGCGCUUCAUCGAUCAGAGGCCAGGCAGAUUUCCAAUCUAAUCUAGGCUCUGCCCCAGCAGCCCUGGCUGCACUGGCCGGGUCGCAACUGCGUACAGCCAACGCCGCCAACCGCGCCCAACAGCAGCAGCACGAGAUGACCGUAUCCAAUGAUCUGAUCGGUUGCAUCAUCGGCAAGGGUGGCACCAAGAUUGCCGAAAUCCGCCAGAUAUCCGGCGCCAUGAUCAGGAUCUCCAAUUGUGAGGAGCGCGAGGGCGGCAAUACCGAUCGCACCAUAACCAUUAGUGGCAAUCCGGAUUCGGUGGCCCUGGCCCAAUACUUAAUCAAUAUGAGGAUAUCAAUGGAGACUGCUGGUGUGCCCAUACCCGGAUAUCACUAUAUUGCGCCCAGUGCAAUUGUUAAAACACCCAUUCACUAAGUGAAACAAUCAACACCAACCACAGCAAACCAACCAACCAACAAUCAACCCAGCAAUCAAGCAGCAACAACAACAACACAAACAGCCGCAAGCAAACCCAUUGGAAAUCGCAGGAGGAGGACGUAGAGGAGCAGCAGCCGCAAUCGAAAAGGAAACGUCAAAUCUUAAAUCAUAAGCAAUAUAUCAAGAAUGAAUCAGAAAAAACAAAGGAACAGUUCUCAUAUGAAUACUGUCUGGAAAAAUCAUACAUUAAACACACACUCACACACUUACACCCACACCCACACCAACAGACGGACCACACUCAUAGGAAGACCGACCCAUACAUACGCGUUAUAUUUAUUCAUUGAUUCUUAUUAAUUAUGAUAUUUUUGAUUAAGUUUUAAAUGCAAAGGCAAAUCAAACACAAGAACUUUUAUGUUGAACCGUUUUCAAACGGGGAAGCCCCCCUCACCAUCCUUGGUUUGGGCGACGACCCCGCACAAGUAAGAACAGAACAGCAAUUAAUUCUAAGCUUAGUCAAAAUGAAGACAAAAUAAACUAAAAACAACAAAAAAAAACCAAGAAAAAACAAGAAUACAAAAUAAAAUAAUUAACCACAAUGCAUACAAAAAGCAUACAACAAAUACAAGAAGAAAGCAAAUGUAAGAAAGUAAAGUAAAGAAAGGCAAAGCAAAGUAUGGAAGGCAACAAUUUCGAAUGCAGUUAAUUUUAAGCCAUUUACAAGUAAUUGUGCAUUAGCAUGACCAAAAAACGGGACAGCAAACAAGCGGAAACACAAGAGAGAGAGACACACACAGUGAGAGAGAAAGAAGAGAGAGAGAUUUAAGCAUAAAGUGAAGGGAUAGGAAAGGAAAGGAAAGAGACAAGCAGACCAACAAACAAUCGACUCGAAAGACACAAAAAAAUAAAGAUGAUUCAGAUUGAAUAGACAUUAUAUGUAUGUAUGUUUUAUACGCUACAAUUGAGCAGCAGCGAUGCGUUUGUUAGUUGUGUUUGUGUUUGUUCAGAUGUGUAUACAUACAUAUGCAUAUAUAUUAUAUAUAGAGACGGCGAUAUAUUGAUACGAUAAUUCAUUAUUUUAUUAUUUCUAUUAUGGUAAUUGUUAUCGAAAUUGUAUUUGUGAUUUUUGAAUAUGUUUAGACUGAUGUGCAAAAUUGAUUCUGUUUAUUGAUUACGACUAAAACUACACUUUAAUGAUUAUGGACUAAUUAACUAGUUUUCACACCCCCACCCAUCCCAUCCCUUCUCUUUCGUUCCGUUCCGUUCUAUCUAUAUCUAUCUAUCAAUCUAUCUAUAUCCCAUAUUCGAAAUUAGUUUAAAAAAAUGCGAACUAGCCAAGGAUGGGAUCUCUGAAAUUGGAGAUACCCAGACCUUCUCUCGUACGAGUCUGUAUCCAAAAUUGUUAUGGUUUCUUUCGUUCGGUUUCUAGUGAAAAUGCUUAAUGCUAAUACCACAUUUACAAGACCUAAAAAUUAGCGAAAAAGAACAAUUCGAAUUACAAUAAUAACUUUUAAGCACUUUUGCGGCGAUUAAAAAGACUUUUUUCUGGAGCGC